UGUAAUCUUUCUUGGUGCAUACACCUACUUACUUGUUAUACGGCAACACAAACUCCCCUGAAUUGCGUGUUUGAAUUUUGUUUUUGUUUGGAUUUGCUUGGCCCUGUCUCUUGUCUCUGGUCAUGUGGGUUUUAAAAAACUAUCUUUUGGUAGUUUCUACGCUCUAUGUUGUUCCUGUAUCAGCUCUCAAUUAUAUCUCUGUCACUUGUCAUUCGCUCUGUUGCUCUUUAUAUGCCAGUCUCCAGCAUCUUUAGGUCAUUGUUGAAUUUUUGAUUUUUUUUUCUGUACGUUGCAGUAUCGUCUUUGUAAGAUGGCAGAUCGAAUGACGCGGAUUGCUAUUGUGAAUAAUGAUCGGUGCAAGCCGAAGAAAUGCCGACAGGAGUGCAAGAAGAGCUGCCCUGUUGUCAAGACGGGGAGACUUUGUAUCGAGGUGACUUCUACUUCCAAGACUGCUUUCUUAUCAGAGGAGCUCUGUAUAGGAUGUGGCAUCUGCGUGAAGAAGUGCCCGUUUGGAGCCAUUCAGAUUGUCAAUCUUCCCAAGGACUUGGAGAAAGAUACAAUCCACCGCUAUAGGGAAAACUCCUUCAAACUGCACAGGCUUCCAGUGCCAAGGUCGGGUCAAGUCCUAGGGUUGGUUGGAACUAACGGUAUUGGGAAAUCAACGGCUCUCAAAAUCUUGGCUAAUAAACUCAAACCAAAUCUCGGCAGAUACAAUAAUCCUCCGGACUGGCAAGAAAUUUUGAAUCACUUUCGUAGCUCAGAACUUCAAAGCUAUUUCACACGUCUCUUAGAAGAGGAUCUGACGGUCGUCAUAAAGCCACAACAUGUGGACCAAAUAAAAAAGUUUGCUCAAGGUAAGAUUGGGAUGACGCUUGAGAAGAUGGACGAGAGAGGAAUGAUGGAGGAGAUAUGUGCUGAUAUGGAGUUGACUAAGAUCCUGGAGCGUGACGUAGCAGACGUAUCUGGUGGAGAGCUGCAGAGAGAAGGAAUCAACGUGUUCUUGGCUGGGUUUAUCCCCACAGAAAACUUGCGUUUCAGGGAUGAAUCUCUGUCCUUCAAGGUAUCUGAUACUCCACAGGAGAGUGAUGGGGAAGUGAAGUCCUAUGCAAGAUACAAUUACCCAAACAUGAGUAAGACAGUUAAGGAUUUCAAGCUGGAAGUGAUGGGAGGAGAGUUCACAGACUCUCAGAUUAUCGUAAUGCUCGGGGAGAAUGCUACAGGGAAAACGACCUUCAUACGGAUGCUGGCAGGCGCAUUCCCAGAUGAAAAGGGGAUCCCAGUGUUUAAUGUGUCGUACAAACCGCAAGGGAUUGAUUCGAAGAGCGCGCGUACGGUGAGAGAGUUUCUGCAGGACAAGAUUCGUGAUGCAUAUGUGCAUCCACAGUUUGCGUCGGAUGUAAUGAGACCGCUCCAGAUUGAGGAGCUGCUGGAUCAACAGAUGUGCGACCUCUAUGGUGGAGAGAAGCAGAGGGUUGCCAUAACUCUAUGCCUUGGGAAGCCCGCAGACAUCUAUCUGAUCGACGAGCCAAGUGCGCAUCUGGACUCGCAGCAGCGGAUUACAGCUUCAAAAGUGAUUAAGCGGUUUAUCCUGCACGCGAAGAAGUCUGCAUUUGUUGUGGAGCAUGAUUUCAUAAUGGCGACCUAUCUCGCAGACCGAGUCAUUGUGUACUAAGGCAAGUCAGCAGUUAAGUGCGUUGCUAAUUCUCCGCAGUCGCUGCUGAGCGGAAUAAAUCUCUUUUUAUCGCACCUGAACAUUACAUUCAGACGGGAUCCGACUAACUUCAGGCCAAGGAUCAACAAAUCAGAGUCACUCAAGGACAGAGAGCAAAAGGCUGCAGGGUCAUACUACUUCUUAGACGAUUGAUCUAUGGGUAAAGUUUAAGAGAGAAAGAAGCUUAUUUACAGACCCAGAUUGAGUAUCAAUAAUUACCUGAAUUUGUUGGGUAAUUUAAAAGACAUCAUAGGAGUAAGAAUGAGAUCCUUGCUCUCUUUAUCGCUCUAGUAUUUUUAGCCAAAUUAGAAUUUAUAGCAAACCUGCUGAAAAGAUUAAGAGUUCGAAGAUCUUGUAGUGCGAAUACAAAUCUUUUUUUCC
Messenger RNA from Thlaspi arvense, 2092 nucleotides. The record is from the annotation of a GenBank genome assembly. NCBI's taxonomy places the organism in Eukaryota, Viridiplantae, Streptophyta, Magnoliopsida, Brassicales, Brassicaceae.